Eurytemora carolleeae is the source of this 1027-nucleotide messenger RNA. RefSeq lists its product as uncharacterized. The coding region runs from base 335 to 1027 and encodes 230 amino acids. The record is from RefSeq and is a predicted model, not a curated record. Lineage: Eukaryota; Metazoa; Arthropoda; Copepoda; Calanoida; Temoridae. The transcript is spliced from 11 exons.
AGUAUAUACAAGGUUACCCUUCAGUGUACACUGUAUACAGUGCUAUCCAAAAUAUACUAAAAUAUUAAAUCUUUGUCGUCUUCAAUUUUUAAUAAAAUGUCGCUACAGAUUUGGUAAUUGUAACCUGGGUUUCCGAACAUUUAAAAGAAAAAAAAUUUCAAAAUACUUAGAUACAUUUCUUAUAAAAAAGAAACGCAGACGACAGUCAGUUUACUAUUUUCUGGUUACUACUAAGUAGUACUAAGUUUUGCUACAAUGUAGUGAAUAAAGUGGCUUAUGUAAUGUAUGCCAAAACUGGAGAUGAAUUAAUUAAAACUUAGAAAGGUGUUCAAGGAUGAUAGCCAUGGCACAGGCUGUUACCCUUCUCACAGUGUUACAAACGUUUAAUGCUCAAAGAACAUGUGAGUCUGGUUCCCCAGUUCUAGAGAGAUAUUCAAAAUCAGCAUUUAACAAAGGAUAUGAUAUGAUCAAAUCGGACCUAUCUCCUGAAGCUGUACUGUCAAAGUGUCGAGAACAUUGUAAUGUAAAUCCAGGUUUAUGUACUGGAUUCUCCUUCAAACCUGGGAAAUGGAUUGGAACCAGGUGGGAAGACAGCUCCUGCGUAUUCUCUAAGGAUAAGUUUAUUCAGGGAGGGAUAAAUUAUGAACGUGCUUAUGAAAUGGAAUACUUCAACCAAAUCUGUCUAAACAGAGGAAGAAUGGAGGAGGUCUGCAACAACAGAACCUACGCAUUCACAGUGUAUCCAGAUAUGGAGGUAGUUCUCAACGACACCUCUAUUGUCCAGGCCAGAGAUAGAAUUGACUGCAUGGAUAAAUGUUUAGCUGAAGAAAGGUUUACCUGUCGAAGUGCAAUCUAUGAUCGAAAUGGUGUUUGUCAUAUUUCAAGAUUCAGUAGUUCCAACAUGAAAAGUAUGAGAGGCAGCUAUUUUAUGGAGAACGAAUGUUUGCACGGUCUAUCUCGAUGUGAAGGGUUCACACAGUACAUAAUGGAGGAAAAUGCUAAUAUAGUUAACUCUCGUGUACUGUAG